Molecule: messenger RNA, 1775 nt
Organism: Fopius arisanus
Lineage: Eukaryota; Metazoa; Arthropoda; Insecta; Hymenoptera; Braconidae
Exons: 9
Coding region: 905-1717 (270 amino acids)
Source: RefSeq, a predicted model, not a curated record
GCAGCAGAACGUCAUUAAACGAUGCCCAGGUCAAAGACCAGGUACAUGGGUGUACGUAUACGACAAUUACCGUUACCAUGAGGAUGGACGCAGUUUACGAACGACAACUUAUCGAUGUGCUACUCGAUCGGGAACUGAUUGUCCAGCAAUAUUAUAUAACACGAUGAUGGUACGGUGAAAAGUGAAGGUGUGCAUAGCGAUGCAGUAGAUUUCACAGUCAUCAAAAACCUACAACUGAAAGCCGAUUUGGCGGAGGUCAUAAAACGGGACGAUAUUACUCUGGACGAGGUAACUACAGAUUUUAUUGAAAGAAAUUCAGAUUUCAAAUCACCGUUCGCGGUAAAGCAGAUGAUUCGGAGAGCGAGACCAAGUAAUGAAAUUCUUCAAACACUCGAGGAAAUUGGAGUUAGCAUGGAAAAUGCACGAGGAGGUCGAGCCAUUUUUAAGGGACUAAUAGCAGCUGGAACACAACAGGCCUUAAUAUUUUCCACAGACCCAAUGAUGAAUUCGCUCAACACAGCAGAAAAAAUAGUGAUCAGUCGAGUAGCAAAUGUAUUACCCGAUUUUGUUGACGAUGAGAUGUGGAUGAUACGCGUGGCGUUCAUCAAUGACAAAUCAAUUAUUUUUACAUUUGGAGCAGUAUUUAUUUAUACCCGGGAACGAUCCGAUGAGUUGUAUGAAAAGGCGUUGACUUAUAUCACUGCAUUGACUCCGGGAAUAAACAACGUCAAGUCAGUGAUAACCACAGGAGAUAGUGCUACUUACCAUGAAAGCUGUUCGUGCUGUUCUCCACCAAGCUACAAUUAGUAUAUCUUGGCUCGACUUUGUACAGAUAAUGGUGGAAGCUGUGGCAAAAAGGUUUUUUAAUCCAUAGAGCGUAUGCGAGUUAUGGAAUAGUUUUAACAUGGAAAAUCCACCCCUUGACAUUGUUCAUUACUGUUGGAUGCUGACUUUCUGUGUCACCAAAAAAGACAUUGACGAAGGACUAACCCAUAUUACAAGCCUGGUUGACGAAAAUAUUGCAAGCCAUCCAAAUCUGCCCGUUUUUCUCUCGCUUUUCAAAAAUCAGUGGCAGCAUCGAAUGGAUCACAUUACCCCACCAUCAGAAGCUUCCAUCUGGAGUGAAAGAUCCGAAGCCCUUGGUCGAUUUGUUGUAGCUCAAAUGCAAAAAAAUAACACUCUGCAGAAAUUUAUUGAUUCAGUCCAUGUACUGGGAAACUACGAAUUAACGAGAAUGAAUGCAUUCGUCAACAGUGAUACAAAGGCGCGUAGGGAUCGAGUAUUCCCUCUGAUGGUUAAUUAUGAUCAAAAGCAACUCCAAAAAUAUCUGCAGCUACGCUUAACUAAUAAGAUCUCAAUUGCAGAGCUGUUUCGUAUGACCAUUCGACCUGCAUUAUUGAGCAGACUGGAUAUCAUGAUACCAGGCAAAUCCCAUACUCCACAUGUCCUUUUUGAGGUGAAUGAUAUUCGAUCACCAUCAAUCUGUGUUUCUGAGACGACCUAUCCACCAAAGCUUACUUUUUCUGGACUGAAAAAACGACCUGCCGAAGGACAUGGCUCAGUACCACCAACCAGCACUGUAUGUGAAAAAACCGGAGUGGAGGGUCACGUAUCCAAGUAUUUUAUGAAAACGUCAAUAACGUCAAUCACAAUUAGCUCCAACCAACACACUUCAUCACAGGUUGGGCUAGCAUAUGCAGAGCACGCAGUCGAUUAAAUCACUAUAUGAUAAUUUCGAACCGUUAUUCGAUAUUAGUCCUAAAGAAUCUGACGAA